Molecule: messenger RNA, 1017 nt
Organism: Toxotes jaculatrix (banded archerfish)
Lineage: Eukaryota; Metazoa; Chordata; Actinopteri; Toxotidae
Gene: opn1sw1
Product: opsin 1 (cone pigments), short-wave-sensitive 1
Exons: 5
Coding region: 1-1017 (338 amino acids)
Biological process (GO): visual perception; G protein-coupled receptor signaling pathway; phototransduction
Cellular component (GO): membrane; photoreceptor outer segment
Molecular function (GO): G protein-coupled receptor activity
Source: RefSeq, a predicted model, not a curated record
AUGGGGAAACACUUCCAUCUGUACGAGAACAUUUCAAAGGUGAGUCCCUUUGAGGGGCCCCAGUAUUACCUGGCCCCUCAGUGGGCCUUUCACCUGCAAACCAUCUUCAUGGGCUUCGUCCUGUUCGCUGGAACUCCCUUAAACUUUAUUGUUCUCCUCGUGACGGUCAAGUACAAGAAGCUGCGAGUCCCUCUCAACUACAUCCUUGUCAACAUCUCCUUGGCAGGAUUCAUCUUCGUUGUUUUCUCAGUCAGCCAGGUGUUCGUCGCCACCAUGAGAGGUUACUACUUCCUGGGUCACACCCUGUGUGCCCUGGAAUCUGCCAUGGGCUCAAUAGCAGGUCUGGUGACAUCCUGGUCUUUGGCCGUUCUGUCGUUUGAGAGAUACCUAGUCAUCUGUAAACCUUUCGGAGCCUUUAAGUUUGGUAGUAACCACGCUUUGGCUGCUGUUGCCUUCACCUGGUUUAUGGGGAUCGGCUGUGCCAUCCCACCUUUCUUUGGUUGGAGCAGGUACAUCCCCGAGGGUCUGGGCUGCUCCUGUGGACCUGACUGGUACACUCACAACGAGGAAUACAACUGCAGCAGCUACACAAACUUCCUGAUGGUGACCUGCUUCAUUGCUCCACUCUCCAUCAUCAUCUUCUCCUAUUCCCAGUUACUGGGCGCCCUGAGGGCUGUUGCAGCCCAGCAGACGGAGUCAGCCUCCACCCAGAAGGCGGAGAAAGAGGUGUCAAGGAUGAUCAUAGUGAUGGUGGGUUCCUUCAUCACCUGUUACGGUCCGUACGCUCUGGCUGCUCUUUACUUCGCCUACUCUUCAGAUGAAAACAAAGAUUACAGACUUGUCACCAUCCCAGCUUUUUUCUCCAAGAGCUCGUGUGUCUACAACCCACUCAUCUACGCCUUCAUGAACAAACAGUUUAACGGCUGCAUCAUGGAAACAGUCUUUGGAAAGAAAAUGGACGAAUCCUCUGAAGUUUCUUCAAAGACAGAAACAUCUUCAGUUUCCACAGCUUCUUAA